Molecule: messenger RNA, 1872 nt
Organism: Pneumocystis murina B123
Lineage: Eukaryota; Fungi; Ascomycota; Pneumocystomycetes; Pneumocystales; Pneumocystaceae
Exons: 11
Coding region: 22-1872 (616 amino acids)
Biological process (GO): exocytosis
Cellular component (GO): exocyst
Molecular function (GO): phosphatidylinositol-4,5-bisphosphate binding
Source: RefSeq, a predicted model, not a curated record
AAAAAGCGUCUAGUCAGCACUAUGUUAAAUUCAACGUCGAUAUGGCUUGAUAUUGACGAUGACAAGGCUGAUCUUGGAGUUUUAGAUGAAACGUUGAGAAAAACAAAUGAACUAACAGAUAAGAUUUCGACAAUUUUUUCUACACUAAAUUAUCGCCUCGAGAAAGUUGAGCAUACAUUUAAACCGAUUUAUAAGACAACAAGGUCUUUGAUUAAGACAUCUGAAAAUAUUCAAGAAACUAUUGUGGCAAUAGAUAGAACAAGAAAAUACUUUAGCAUUAUUCCAGAAGCAGAAGAAAUUAUUAAAAGAGGACCAGAUGGAGAUUUAACAUUUUUUCUUAAUACAUUAAAAAAAGUUAAAAAUAGUCUUGUUAUUCUUCGCGUAUCAAAUUUUCGGAGUUCAGAGAAAUCAAUACUUAAAUUGACACAAAUAUGGAAAGGAGGAUGUUUGCAAUUAUAUGAAAUAUUUCAAAAAAUCUUAUUGGAUCAUUCGGUUCCUCUUGAACCAUUAUAUUAUACAACUAAAAAUUUGGAAUUUCCUGUUAUUCCGAAGGAUUCGCUUUCAAAUAUUGUGCUUUUAUCGUCAUUUUUUUAUUCUACUGGUUUCCCGGAAUCUAUAAAGGAAAUAGAGAAAAUUUAUCAUGAAAUACGAGCAGAAUAUUUGUCAGAAUCUUUAAAACUGCUAUCAAAAGGUUCUUUAAGUACGGCUCUUAAAAGAGGAAAUAAUAUGUACGAAAGAAAUAGCAAUGGAAUUAUUAUAUAUACCCAAGCAUUAUUAGGGAUGUUUAAAUCUGAAUCUUUAAUUAUUCGAGAUGUUUUUCCCAAGAAUUAUCAGAAUGUUUUAUUGAUAUUAAUUUAUCCUGCUAUUGUUACAUAUUGUGAUACAGUACAAAAACUUAAUCAGCAUAUUCAUCAAAAUAUGUCUACAGAUUUUGCACUUUCUUAUGAAAUUAUUGAAGAAAUUUCAAAAAUUAUGAGAUUUAUUGAUUCAUAUGGUAACGAAGGACCAGUAAUUAAUGAAUUAAAUAAAAGUAUGAAAAUGAUGGAAAAUACUGGAAUCUAUUCCUUGAGUGACAUAAUUGAAAGAAUCCGAAAGAGGAUUUCCUCAAUAAGUUCAAUGCCUACAGAUGGUAAUGUUUCGGAAAUUACAAUUGAGUCUAUUUCUCGUCUACUUUAUAUAAACGAUUAUGAAGAAACUGUUACCUAUCUAAUUAUGUCUAUGAAAAAUGAAGAAUGGAAUAGUUUUUUGUUUACAGAUAAUAAAAAAACAUUUAAUUCAAAUACGGAUAAAAAAAUUGUUUAUAGGAAUUUUUUCUCUGAAGUAGUUGAUAUUUUAUACUCUCAGAUAGAGCAAAAGGCGAGAAUUCUUUUAAAGAAAAAUUCCCAUUUAUCACUUUUUCUUUUGAAUAAUUUAUCUUAUAUUGAAAAAAAUAUUAAAAAUACAAAUCUUUCAAGUGCUAUAUCUUUAAAUAUUUUUGAAAAAAUAGCAAAAAUAAAAAAUAGAUAUAUAGACGAAUAUCUAGAAACAUGGAAAGGAUGUGCAGAAAAUUUGUUAGAUGUUACAUAUGUUAGAGGUGGAAUUGCAAAUUCUAUAAAAUUAACACUUGGUUCUAAAGAACGUGAUGCUAUAAAAGAGAAAUUUAAGAACUUUAAUAACGAGUUUGAUGAACUUUUGAAAUUAAAUAAAAUGGCUGUCAUUAAUGAUAUAGAGCUUAAAUCUACUCUAGUUGGAGAAGUAAAACGCAUUGUUGUUCCUCUUUAUACGCGAUUUUACGAUAAAUACUUCAAUAGCGAUUUUUCUAAACAUCAAGAGAAAUAUAUUAAAUACGAUAAGAAUACUAUUGAUAUUAAUCUUACAUAUCUUUUCAAUUAA